Molecule: messenger RNA, 1695 nt
Organism: Moneuplotes crassus
Lineage: Eukaryota; Ciliophora; Spirotrichea; Euplotida; Euplotidae
Source: the annotation of a GenBank genome assembly
CAAAAUUUAAAUAAAAAUGGAUGACCAACAAGAAGCUUUAAAGGAAAAAUUUCUCGAUGGUGACAAAAUGGAUGUGUUCACGCUUGAAACCAAUGUUCGGAAAAUGAUUCGGGAUCUCAUUCAGCCAGUUUUGACCAGAGCCCACCAAGAUAGAACAGACAUGGAGAUUCUCAAAGGAAAAAUUGAAGAGUUUGAUACAAAAUACCAGGAAAUCUACAGAGUGGUUUUUAAUAGACCUAAGGAGAAAUCUAAAAACAAAUAAAGAUGUAUUUGAAGAGAUUUAUGAUAAAAUUAGUCAAACCCAAGCUGAAAUAGUACAAAUGAAGGAACUUCAGGCCUUCGAGACCAAUGCUAGGCAAGAAAGCCUUACUGAGAGUAACGAAAGGGUUAAAUAAGCUGAUAAAAGCCGGAGAUGAUCUUAGAGACAAACAUCUCCUGAUGCUCAAUGAUUUUCACGAUAUUGAGCAGCACAUCAAAGAUGUCCAGACACAGCUCAAUUCAGACAUAAAAACCUCUACUAACAAACUGAUUGAUUUGGUAGGAGCUCUAGAUCUUAAGCAGAACAAAACAGAAGCUUUAUGUUUAAAAGACAGUACAAGGAUCGGACAUCAUGACAUCACAAUAGACAAAUUAAGUGAAGAUUACGAUAAUUUAUAUCAAAAAUCCCUUCAAAAAUGGGCUGAAUAUUCUGAAAAGGAAGAGCUCUACCAACAAAAGGAGGAAUUUGAGGAUUUUAAGGAGAAAAUACAAAAGGAGCUUCAGCAUAGCAAGAAAGAGCAUGAGGAGAUCGUCAACAGAAUAAUGACUAUCGAGAACUACACUGAUAAAUAUAUCCCUAUAAACACUCAGAACACUAUAUGAGAGGCUUUCAAAACUGUAAUGCCACCUAAAUUCACCCCAAAAUUGAAAGAAUAUGAAGAAAAAGUCAUCAAAUCUACACACAGGGUGAUCCUUCACGAUCAAGGAGUAGGCGACCUACUUCAGAAGAAAGAAGGAAUGGCUGCUCGGAUAGCAAGGAUAUCUAGCCCACAGCUUUCGAGAAAGGCAACCAGAAGAUUCAAGAAGGCUCACAGAAUGAAGACGAGCAUGAGAGAGGGCAAAAUGAAAAAGCAAGAUUUGCUAACCCAAUACUCCUCCCUUGUUCAACACCCCAGAAAAAAUGAUGAUAAUGAUUUGGGAAUGAAUCUGGUUCCUUGUAAUCCUUAUGAUAGGGAAGCAAAUGAAACCAAGAAAUCUAACUCACCUUCAAGAGAAACCAAAGGCUCCAAAGAAAGAAGUAGCUCAAAUGAAGUGUCACAUGAAAGAUAUAAUUCUGACUCAAGUAACUCAGAAGAAUUCCAAAACCUGUCUGAAAAGGUAUCUGUGCUUACUGAGAAAGUCAGAACCCUUGAAAAUAAGCUCUACUUAAUUCCCAAUUUUGAACCGGAAGAUGCAAAGGCAAAAUUUGAAGAAAUACAGAAGUGGCAAAAGAGAAUGGAGGAAUAUGUAUAUCAGCUUCAUUCUGAUAUUGAGGAGAUUCAAAAUCUGAACAAACAAUUUAAACUUGAUUUAUAUGAAAAGUUCAGGUCUCAAAGAAAGAUUACAGGAGAGCUAGACAAGAAAGUCACAGGUUUAUACUCUCAGAAACAUAAUAAAUCGAUUUUCUCUUCCUAUGGCAAGCGGAUGAAAGAGAUCAGACUUCAGUCUAUUGGUUAA